UUGUAGCUUAAGCGCGGAGAGGCGGCGACCGCAGGCAGGAGAGACUGCUGUGUGUGUAGCAGCCACCUCUAGCAGUGGGAGGGAUUGGAGAAGCCCCCAAAGGAGAAAAUGGUCGAUUAGGGCUGAUUCAAGAGGCAAAGCUAGUAAGCUUGAGCCACUGAGAAGGGGAAGCGAACUAGACACAGCGACCUUGUUUUUUGGCCUUCGUCAUCAGAGAGGCUGUUUUUCUGCUGUUGGUAGCGGCAGCUGAUGUUAUUGCAUGAAGCGGAUCUGCGGCUGCAGGACCGGCAAACGCGGCCGCCUCAGCAACAUGCAACUACACCCCCGGAAGGUGGAGGAAACCGAGUGAGGAGGAGUUGCAGCAGCGGCGGGUUCUGCUUUCUCCUUCUCAAUUUGUCUCUGUGUUUCUUUUCCUCCCUGUUUGGGGUUUUGAUCGCCCAGGGGAGGCAAAAUGGAGCCUUUCCCCAGUAGCGAUCGAAUUCUGUUACCUAGGAAUAUGAUUGAAAACAGCAUAUUUGAAGAAGAGCCUGAUGUGGUUGACUUGGCUAAAGAACCUUGCUUGCAUCCAUUAGAGCCUGAUGAAGUGGAGUACGAGCCAAGGAGUUCUCGGCUGCUUGUACGUGGUCUUGGAGAUCAUGAAAUGGAUGAGGAUGAAGAGGACUAUGAAUCAUCAGCCAAACUUCUGGGGAUGUCUUUUAUGAAUAGAAGCACAGGCCUGCGUAAUAACAUAGCAGGCUACAGACAGAGUUCAGAUGGAUCUUGUUCUGCACCAUCUGUAAGGACCACAGUGAUUUGUGCUGUUGUUCUUGUCAUUGCUGUCUCCGUAAUAAUGGCAAUCUAUCUUCUUCCCAAAUGUACCUUUACCAAAGAAGGCUGUCAUAAGAAAAACCACACAAUGGAAGAUAUAUAUCCUUUGGCGACAAACGGAAAGCCCUUUCCAUGGGCGGAUUUUAGACUUCCAGGUGAUGUUGUGCCAGUACAUUAUGAUGUUGUCUUACAGCCAGACUUAACCACUUUGAUGUUUUCAGGUUCUGUUCGGAUAACUGUGAUAGUCCGUCAGGUUACCUGGCACAUCAUACUUCACAGCUCAAAACUUAACAUUACCAAGGCAACUCUUUCUUCAUCAGGCUCAAGCCAGUCAAAGCCAGUGGAGCUUCGGGAAUAUCCACUGAAUGACCAGAUUGCAAUUUUUGCACCAGAGGCUCUCCUCACAGGACAAAAAUACAACAUCAGCAUGGAAUAUUUCGCUAAUUUAUCAGACACUUACUCUGGCUUUUACAGAAUUGCCUAUGACAACGAGAGUUCAACAGAAAGGUGGCUUGCAGCAACUCAGUUUGAGCCCUUGUCAGCAAGGUCAGCUUUUCCCUGCUUCGAUGAACCAGCAUUCAAAGCCACUUUUCAAAUCUCUGUCAAGAGAGAGAAGCAACUUUCUGCUCUAUCAAAUAUGCAAAAGAAAGCAACCAAACCUCUGGCAGAUGGAUUAGUUCAAGAUGAGUUCUAUACGAGUUUAAACAUGAGCACUUACCUAGUAGCCAUCAUUGUUGGAAACUUAGCAAAUUUCACUAAGGAAACCAGUGGGAUUCUGGUAUCUGUCUAUUCUGUGCCACAAAAGUUGCAGCAGACUGAAUAUGCCUCUGAUACAGCCACGAAGCUUCUUCAGUUUUAUCAGAAGUAUUUUAAUAUAACGUAUCCUCUUCAAAAAUUAGAUUUGGUAGCUCUUCCUGACUUUCAAGCUGGAGCUAUGGAAAACUGGGGUUUGAUCACUUUUCGAGAGACAGCACUCCUUCAUGAUAACAAAACAUCUUCAGCAAUGGAUAAAAAGAGAGUAACAGCAGUGAUUGCUCAUGAGCUGGCACACCAGUGGUUUGGCAAUCUAGUAACUAUGGAAUGGUGGAAUGACCUGUGGCUGAAUGAAGGAUUUGCCACUUUUAUGGAAAACUUUGCCAUGAAGGAAAUCUUUCCAGAAUUAUAUGCUGACGACUCUUUUCUAAAUCUACAGUUUAAAACCAUGGAGAAAGAUGCUAUGAAUUCAUCUCACCCCAUCUCCCUUGCUGUCCAGUCAUCCACAGAGAUCGAACAAAUGUUUGAUGCAGUCUCCUAUAUCAAGGGAGCUUCUCUCUUGUUAAUGUUGAAAAACUUUCUCCAUAAUGAUGUCUUCCAAACUGGUGUUCAAAUCUAUUUGCAUGACCACAGCUAUCGGUCCACCCGAAGUGAUGACUUAUGGGAUAGCAUGAAUAAGGUGACAAAUAAAACAGUAGAUAUAAAAAAACUUAUGACAACCUGGACUCUCCAGAAAGGAUUCCCCUUGGUUACUGUCAAGAGAAAAGGCAAACAGAUCUAUCUACAGCAGGAAAAAUUUGUGCACAAUGUGGAAUUGGAAAAUCAGACGUUACCUUCAAGUUAUUUGUGGAGCAUCCCUCUUUCUUACACCAUCAGCAAUGGCACCUCGUUCUUUGGUUCUUACACACAUUUACUAGAUCAAAAAUCAGAUUUCAUUGACCUUCCAGGUGAAACAGAGUGGGUGAAGUUCAACGUAGACUCAAAUGGUUACUAUAUUGUGCAGUAUGAUGAAGGUGGCUGGACUGCUCUAAUUGAACUACUGAAGAAAGAACCCACUGCUCUGAGUUCCAGAGACAGAGCCAAUUUGAUACAUAACAUUUUUAAUCUGGCAGGGGUAGGAAAGGUGUCUUUGGCCAAGGCCUUUGAUCUCAUAGACUACCUAGUGAAAGAAAACAGCACUUCUCCAAUCUUACAAGCAUUGUACCAAAUGAGUCGUAUCUUCAACCUAGUUGAAAAAAGGAGAAUGCAUUACCUUUCAGCCAAAGUAUUGCAUAAGAUGCUAACACUAUUUGGAGACAAGAUUAAGCAACAGAGAUGGACAAAUGAUGGAACUCUGUCAGAACAAGAACUGAAGUCAAGUCUACUAACCUUUGCCUGCUCCCAUAAUUUGGGAGACUGUAGCACAGUUGCUGCCAAGCUGUUUAAUGAAUGGAAGGACUUAAAUGACUCAAAAAGCUUGCCAACAGAUGUUAUGAAGAUCAUAUUCACAGCUGGAGCGAAAACUGAAAUUGGCUGGAACUUCCUUUUAAGCAUGUAUACAUCUUUGGUUUCUGAACCAGAAAAACUCAAAAUCCUUGAAGCACUAGCCAGUACAGAUGAUGUUAGAAAACUGAGCUGGUUAAUGCAAGCAAGCCUGGAAGGAAGCAGCAUCAGAUCACAGGAUCUUCCAACUGUUAUAAGAGUGGCCAGUCAGAAUUUGCCUGGGCACUUACUGGCAUGGGACUUUGUCAAAGAGAACUGGGGUCAGCUUAUAAGGAAGUUUCACCAUGGAUCAUACACCCUCCAAAAUAUUGUGAUUACAACAACUUGUCAGUUCUCGACACAAGAACAUCUGCUUGAGGUUCAGACAUUCUUUGAAUCAAAGUCAGAGGAGACUGCUCAACUGCGCUUUGUCAGAGAGGCCAUUGAGACAAUUCAGCUGAAUAUCCAGUGGAUGGAGAAAAAUUUGGAGAUGCUGGAGAAAUUGCAGUGAUUACAAUUCCACCAGAGCUUCAAUUAGUCAUUUAGAAUGUGGCGAUUUUUGCUGCUUUGCUUUUGCAAAAACAAACAAAAACAGGCAGUGCAACUUUCUUUGUGCUGUGAGAGGGUUUUAGUUAGCUCAGGGUACAUCUCCACCUAAGUUUGCACAUUUUUGAGUGCUUGUGGACUAGAGAGAGUUGCUAAUUUUAAGGGAGUGUUCAUUCAUUGACCAAACAUUCACAAAACAAGAACAAUAACUUGUCGUGGAACUCCCUUCCAUCAUAGGAAAAUCCAGUUCUAUUUUCUACAAAUUGAAUGACAGCUGAACAUAAAAGAGCAGCUAAAGAAGAACUUUCCUGUGAGCUGGUUUUUCUUUGCAAGGUGCUGUUUAAUCAGCCUUCCGCAUUAUUAAUGGUUUCUUGAAUGGUAAACAGUGUACCUGCUGUGUAAUCGUUUUUUUAAAUUACCAUGAUUAUAAGCAGCUGUAAGACACCAAUAAUGGAGGUGAACAACAAAAGUGAAAAUAUUGGAUUUUGAGGACUCUAGGUUUUCAUUUAUCAAAGUAAUUUCUAGACAUUAUGCAAAUAUGAGAAAUAAAAUAAUUAUUGGUAGGAAUCUUUUAUUUUUGUCUGUAACAUGGCUGUGUGCUAUCAUGUACUGAACAGCACUUGUGCAAAUAGCUUUUGUUGGAUGGGGAAUAUAUUAUGAUGGAGUUUUCAGUGAGUAAUUAGAAUAAAUUAGAUACGAUUUUGACUCCUAUCUCACUAGGUACUUAUGAAAAUCCUAAUUUCUAGUGGUGUUUGCCAGCAUUAUAGGACAGAGGGUACUGAUUGUUCUGGCUGAUUUGAUAUUUUUACCACUGUUUUGACUUAAUACGCUUCACCCAGAAGAUCUUCAUUAAUGCAUGUUGUGGAACCUUGUUAAUCUCCAUUUUUCUAUGCUAUAGAGCUCCAGUUCUAUGUUAUGUUAACCCAAUACUGGAAAGCUCACUUCAUUUAGUCAUAAGUUGUCCUGUGAUUCAGAAACAGCACUAGGUUUAAGUUGAUAACUUUGGAACAAAUGAUCCAAACUAAGGAAAACUGCCAAAGGUGUACAGUUCCAGUUGUUUUAAAUAACUUUGGGCUCCCAAGAAGAAAGUUGUCAUGAUUAGAUCAACAGAAGCAUUCAGAACGAAAGAAACCCGUCUUCAUGCUUUCAGUGCAUAUUCCAUCUAUAUUGAUUCACAAUGUGCAAUGAGAGGAGAGUUAUCACUUAGGGAAAUGUAGCUGUUACUACUUCUGAAUAUCUAAUAGACUGAAGGCAAAUUCUUCAAUCUUAAGUAGUUCAAUUUCUAAAAUUGAAUAGAAAAUUCUCAUCUUCCAGUGGAAAAAAAAUUACCCUACAUUCAUUCUUUGAAUGGGAGGAAAGACCAUCCAGAAUUAUUGUCAUGAUCUCUGGUUGUUUGUGAAUGUGUGGCUGGCUGGCUAUGCUUUCUCUCUUUUUUGUAGCCUGUACUUAAGUCAUUUGACUUUGUCCUCUGCCCUUCCCCUUCUUUCAAUGUGUUCAUGAUGAGCAAAAUUAUGUGGAAUAGUUAGUUGCUCCCUUGAUUCCUUUGUUUGGGGGGGAUCACUGGACCCUGUCCUAUGAUCAUAUAUGUAUAUAUAGAUGUGCUUGCUACUGGAAAUGUGAACUGUACUUGAAAUAUAGUGCACCUGUCUUCUAGAAUUAAGCAUAUAUUGCUUAAAUUAAAGCACUGUUGCAUUAAGAAUAUUUUUCAAUUAUUUAUUUUUUUAGUAUGGAUUUUGUAUUAUGUAAAACUUCCUAUUUAAACAAUAUUAAUCAAAAUUGUUUGCCCAUGUUUGGGCCCUGGAAUUUAACCUGCAGUAGAAGCUAUAAGAACUCAUCUAUCUUCCAUAAAAGUCAAGUGAGAUCAAGUGCUGACUACCUUAAUUAGCUAUCCAAUUCACUGCAUUUGGAGGAGUUAGAUUGCCCCUACUACUAUUACUUCCUCUUUUGCAAUUUCAAGCCAUAAGUGGCAGCUCACAGAUAUUGUGUCUUGUGUUUACCUAAUCUUAAUCUGUUUUGUGGUCUCUUUCAGGAAAAAAAUGCACUGUAAUAAUAGAUAUAUUUUCACGAGUUGAAUGAUACAAUUGUCUACUGUGUUUAAGACAAAUCCAGGGCUGAUGUCUCAUUUGGGUUUAUUCCUUAAUGGUAACAUCUCAGUUCCGUUACAGAUUCUUGGUUUGGAAAGGCCUGCCGUCCAGACCAAAGCAUUUAUGCCCUACUCUAUAGUGUCCUAUGUAUGAGACACAUCCAUUAGUUUGUCUGGCAGAUAAACAUGCGUUUCAGAUUUCUUUUUUCAGAUUGUCUUUCUAAAAUCAACCACUUCUGUGUAGAAAUGCACUGCAAAAAUUUGUGUAUCCUCCCUUCCCCUUUUGAUAUUCAGCUUUUUUAGGUUUUGGGAUUUUAUAUGAAAGGAAUCUGAAUGGGAUCAAACUUGGUUGUGUUUUUAAAUCAAAUAAUAAUGGUUCAUGUGCCUUAAAGUAUAUUAUCAUUGCAAAAUGAAUAUGUUAGUAAUAUAUAAAAAGAACUUAUUUGUUUAAAAACCUUCCUUAGACAAUUCUCUUAGGCUAUACUAUAAUUAUGUGCUCACUCAGUGAAUGAAAGUUGUUGCUUAAUCUAUAUUCAGAAUGACUAAAGUACCUUUUACUCCUUUUGGGAUUGGGAGUCAGAUUAUCAUGAUUCGUAGUUUUGUGGUGCUCCAGAGUGCAGCCAUAGAGCUUUAAAGCAUGCAGUGAUUUGCCUGCUCUCUCACGUGUUAGGAAAUGUGUUGUGCACAUGACACUGAAAACAGAGAAACAUGUUUCUCUGUAUGUAUGCAUCCAAACCCUGGAUUUGGGAAAUCCAAAUAGUCUAGAUUAGCCAGUUCAUAGGUAGCACCUCUAGCUGUUUUGUCUCCACACAAUUUAAGCACAACUUUAAUAUUCCAGUGUUAGACGUUGUUUUUCCCAUGGAUAAACAUUAUCCAGCUAUUUAAACUUAUAUACACACACAUACAGGGACAUCUAUGUACCCUGCACACAAUGUCUGCAAAUAGAGAUUUAUCUUCUGUAUAUUUUCCUUAAAUAACCUCUAGGCACAGAAUCGUCCAGUGAUGUCCACCCACUUAGUGUGAUGCCAUGUAAGAAUUCAGCUGUUCUUCUUUCAGAUAUUGGGGAUAGAGAUAGCAGGGCAGGUAAUGUUAGAAGGGCCACCAGCCACUGCUCUUCCCCCAUGAGUUUAAUGAAAGCAAGAUGGGAGUGCAUAAAGGGCUUAAGACCCCCUUAGUUGGAGCAAACUUCUUAUUUCUGAUAUGAUUGCCAGGAGAACAGAGAUGACUGCCGUUUAUCAAAUGUUUUUAAUGGGUGGUACAAAAGUUUCUGUGAAGUUCUUUCCAGCCAGUUAACACAUGGAAGCCAGAAUCUGAAGGUAUCAAGCUUGAGCACUUAGAACCGUACCCCUAAAACAAAGGGAGAAUGUCUGGUACUUAUAAACAAGUGUUAAUGUAGUAUCUAAAAAUAUUUUGAGCUCCUGUGCAACCUUCAUGUAAUUCUGGAAAACACCACUGAGAACUAGUAUCCUUUCAUUUUUGAAACUUCUGAACGGAGGAGAAACUGGUGGAAAAAUGAAGCUAGUGUUGUGCAACAUUUUUUUAAGAAUUCCCUGAAGCUGUUGCAGUAGCUAAAAAAUGUUUAUACAGACUCUAUAUUAAAGUUGUUUAUAAAUGCCAUGGGACACUCCAUCCGUUUGUCUUUAGCUUUAGAUACAAUUUGGAAAGGGGGGGGUGCAACAUAGCCAGCCUAUUUGAAAUCUCUUAUAGCCAAAGGAAUGAUAUAUUCUCUCAGAAGCGUAAAGCUUCUUAUAUUAGCCAACUCAGUGUCAACAUGGCUGAAGUUAAUCUACAUUUAUGUUCUCACAAAGCUACUGCAUACCUGCAUUUUCAUUGUCUUUGUAGCACUGUGGGGAGGGGGGAGGUGUAGUGAGGGAGAUGGCAUUUUUGUAAUGGAUCUUGUUUCUUUAAAAAGUUGCCUGUUCCAUUACAUCUUGCCAUAUGUGAACUCAGACAUGCAUUGUAAGGAUAAUACUCUAAGGAAUAUGGCCUUAAUUUUUCCUUAGUAGCACCAUGCUACAGGAUGCUGACGUUUGAACUGAUUUUGUAUUUGUAUAACUGCGUAUCUAUCAACUGUUCUCUAUUAGAACAUUCCUCCUUCUGAUAGAUUGGCUUUCUUAAAUGUCUUCUGGAAGAUGUUAUCUUUCAUUGCACUCUGAAAUUUAAAAUGUCGCCUCAUUUUAGUGUACAUUUUUGUUUGUAUUUCAUGAACUGAGAUGCCAAUGUUGGUUGUGUUAAUUUCAAUUUCAAAAGCUGACUUUGCUUGGAUGUCUAAUAAUGCCCCUUUCCUGUGUGCACACUUCUUAAAAAUUCAUAGGUACACUCUCUUCUUUAUCUGAUGCUUUGACAUAAUGCUACUAAAUGUUUACAAUGCUUUAUUCUUUAUUUAAUGAGAUGUUUAAAGUUUUAAUCACCUUAAAUAUUUUUGCCAUGCUACGUUCUCAGGUCUUAGUCUUCAAGAACUUAAACCUCCUAUAAAAUUGCUGUGUUACUUUAAACCUGCUGUUUCGUAGUAGAAAUUCAGAUCUUUACACAUAACAACAUCUCUUUGAUCAAAAGCAAUGGUCUGGCAUCUUUUUUAAGUUAGUCAUGGCACCAUGUAGCAAAUUACUGUAAAAAUCUAAAAUAGUUACCUUUUUAAAAAAUGUUGGAAUGGUAUGAUGAAAUUGGAAUGGAUGGUUGAAAGCCACUAAAGUAUUUUAAUUUACAAAAGCUUUUUAAAAAGGAGUGGAUUUGAUAUUAAAUUUGCACCAGAACAGUGGAGAGGUCUGUAGUUCUAUUGAUAACAACAGGUUGGCUUUAAUAAUGGUAACAUCAAAGUAGUUUUGGAAUAUCAAUUGUAACAGGAAUUUGAAAGGGGAUUACACAUCUGUGUUUGUAUCUUCAAUUUUCUCUAGAGCUGUAAUCAGCAAAACAGUAACACCAAGUUGUAUAAUAUUACCUUGAGGAGAAGGAUUUUUGAAAAUUGUGUGUAUAUGUACAUAUAUACGCAUUAUAUGCACAUUUUUUGUUUUCCUUGAUUUGUAAAGGAGAAAUAAAGCCUAUUUUCUUAUACUUCAAAUAAAAUGGUGUGCAUAUAACCAGCACUGAUUGAAGGGCAUGUGUACUGCAAACACUGUUUUUAUUGGUGAAAUGAAAAUAAAAUCUUUUAAAUACAAA
Messenger RNA from Rhineura floridana, 8806 nucleotides. It is a transcript of the gene LNPEP, whose product is annotated as leucyl and cystinyl aminopeptidase. Gene Ontology annotation, biological process: proteolysis; peptide catabolic process. The record is from RefSeq and is a predicted model, not a curated record. Gene Ontology annotation, molecular function: metalloaminopeptidase activity; peptide binding; zinc ion binding. Lineage: Eukaryota; Metazoa; Chordata; Lepidosauria; Squamata; Rhineuridae. The coding region runs from base 452 to 3532 and encodes 1026 amino acids. Gene Ontology annotation, cellular component: cytoplasm. The transcript has 18 exons.